Molecule: messenger RNA, 1063 nt
Organism: Ectocarpus sp. CCAP 1310/34
Lineage: Eukaryota; Phaeophyceae; Ectocarpales; Ectocarpaceae
Source: the annotation of a GenBank genome assembly
ACACCAACCAACACACCCCUGCCCCGCCUUUCGCCUUUCUCCCCGCACAGCCAUGAAGUGGGCGACAUUAGGAGCGCUCCUUUUGUGUAAAGUAUCAGCCUUCCACUUGCCUUGGGUGGCACGCGUUGGGCCAUCACGGAGAGCCAACUCCGUUCUUGACCGACGGGAGGCGAGACAUGCCGCUGGGCGAGUUUUAGCCUGCACCGCCAAGGACGAGGGCAACAAGGGUGUGGCUGACGAGGAUGAUCCUCUAGAUCUGAACCUUGACGAUUUCAGCGAAGCCGAAAUUUCGGACGCGGAGCUGGACAAGAUGCUGCACGCGGUGGAGCAUGGGAUCUCGAGACACAAAACGAAGGCAUUGGGUAGUAAGGCUGGACAACGUGGGGAGGUGGACGAGGCGAAGAUGAUCAUGCUGCUCAGGCAAAAGAUGGGCGAGGAAGACUUCUACGCGGUGUUUGAUCCCAGGAAUCCGCGUAUCGGGGAUGUCUGAGAUACGCGGUAUUCGUUAGGCGCGUGUGGCACGUGUGUGUUCGGUCUUGCAGUAUUUUGAACCCCACCAUUGUAGCGCUUUUCUGUAGACAGCGUGAGAGAAGCGGAGCUUUGAUUGUAGAUGUUGUGCGUCGUGUUUUCUGUUUAAAUUUACGUAGCGUCAAUAAUACCUCAUGGAUAUGCAAUUUUCUUGGUUUCGUCCUGCACGAUGUUUCGUUUGUAGACCUGUGUCCAGUUUCGUUGAAAUACCAGUCCUGUCAUUCACGUGACGAGGCCCAUUCUCCAAGGAUUAUUGAGCAAUCAAAAUCCGGUGGUGACAAAUAGGAAAAAUGUGGGUACCUUAUUUCCCACAAAGGGGAGUAUGGCAAGCCAAGGUCGCGCAAGAGAUGCGAAUGGACACGGGGUGGUUGCCGCAGUUUAGACCAGCACGCCCUUGCUUGGAGCUUGCGACUAGACCCUUGACAGGCUCUCUAGACCGCGACCUUUAUCAACGGGUCGGGCACGUACAAAGUUGCUGGUGAGUAUUUUGCGCCGAGAGCAGCACUUUCAAGUCAAGCUCGAGCUCGUUGAAGCG